AUGAUCAGGAGUGAGAGUGAUCCUGAGGAUUCUGUAUCAAAUGGUGACAUGCAUGAAGAAGUUGAUAUGAGUCCCGAUGAAGAAGGUCAGUUUUAUGAAAAUAUUGAAGGGCUGAGGAAUAUAAUUGAUUAUGAUCACGACCGGGACGGUGCUUAUAGAAUCAAUGAUGGCGAAGUGUAUGAUGGUAGCAAAGAAGGAGAUGACUCUUUGUUGGCGAUCUUUACCGAUGUUGAGGACUUUGAAGAAGAUGAGGAAGACGAGGAAGAUAAUUUUAUGGAUGCAAUUAGAGAAGCAAAUAAUUUUAAAGUCAAGCGGAAGAAGAACAAUAAAAGUAACAAUAAGAAAAGUAGUAAGAAAAGGCCAAUGGCUCGUGUCAAAGCCAUUAAUGAUCCGGAAGUUGCUCAGCUUAUUUCUCAAGCCAAUGAAGCUUUUGUUAAACAGGAUCUGCCUGAGGCAGAGCGCCUCUUCAAUGAAGUGAUCAAAAAAGACCCUAGAAAUUUCGCAGCAUACGAGACACUGGGUGAUAUUUACCAGCUACAAGGAAGAAUGAAUGAUUGCUGUAAUUCAUGGUUUUUAGCAGCACACUUGAAUGCUUCUGAUUGGGAGUUUUGGAAAAUUGUAGCUAUCUUAUCUUCAGAUCUUGGACACAUCAGACAGGCAAUUUAUUGUUUCUCAAGGGUAAUCCACUUAAACAAAGAAGAAUGGGAAUGUAUUUAUAGGAGAGCUUUGCUUUACAAGCAAACUGGUCAAAUUGCAAGAGCGUUGGAUGGCUUCCAGAAGAUGUACACUAAGAGUCCGUCAGAUGCUAAUAUUUUGAGAGAACUUGCUAUUUUAUAUGUAGACUAUAACAAGGUUGAGAAAGCUAUUGAGCUCUAUCUUGAAAGUUUUGAAAAGAAUAUUAAAAGGCGACAGGCAAUAAUUAGAGCAUCAGAAGCAGUGUUUGAGUCUUCAGAUGACGAUGACGAUGAUGAUCCAAAUUCUAAAAACUCGGAUGAAGACCAAGGAGAUGAGGACGAUUAUGAUAUACAAAAUCCAGAGGAACUGAAUAUGUAUCCAACUGUUGAUUUUAAAAAAAUUAACAAGAAAUAUAAUUGCGUGUUCUUUGAGUGGUCGAGUUUGAAUAUUUUAGCAGAACUUUGUCUAAAAAGCAAUCAGAAAAAGCUUGAUAGUAUAUCAUUGAUUAAACGGUGUGCUAGGUGGAUUCAGCAUAGAGAGGGUCAGACUUUUUGGGAUGAUGUACACGAUGACUCUGAAUUUGAUGAUAGGAGAGCAAAGAAUGGUAGAUAUGAUGCAUUACCAGAAUCGGAGAAGACAAAGUCAUACUCAAUGCCAAUUGAUAUUAGGAUUCGUUUAGGUCUUUUGCACCUACGAAAUGAGAAUGUCAUGGAAGCUCUUAAUCACUUUCAAUUUCUUUAUGACGAGCCGUUUUCUGAUGUAUCAGAUUUAUACUUUGAAGUUGGGCUGGCACUGACGAAGUCAGAGAAGUAUAAAGAGGCCAUUGACUUUUUUACUCCAUUACUGUCAAUUCCUGAGUGGUGUACAAUCGAGUUGUACGAGCCGCUCACUAAAUGUUAUAAAGAGAUAGAAGACUACGAAAAAGCUAAAGAGUAUGGUGAUAAAGUUCUGGAAAUGGAUCCCAAGUCGAUGGACGCAAAAUUGAAUGUUGCAGAAAUCAAUUACUAUUUGGGUGACAAAACUACCUUUCGCCAGUUGCUAGUUGAUGUUAUUGAAGAAAGAAAACGUCAGGCAGAGUCUAUAUAUGAUCAAGGCCCAACUAAAAAGCCACGUAUAGAAGAAUUUGUCAGUGAGACGGAACCAGAACCAGAGCCAGAGCAUGAAUCAGAGCAUGAACAGAGGGUAGAUAAGGAUACAUCAGAAAAGCCACUUCUGGAAGACAGUAAAUACAGAGUUUUUAAUACAAAGAAAAAGAGAACACCUUUGGAUGCAGAGCGUGAAAGGCUUGAUCGUGAAAAGAAGAUGAGAUCAAAAGUUAUAAAGAAAUAUGAAAAGGUACAUGAGUAUAAGGAAGGUAUGUUAAUGGGAUCAGAUCAAGACACUAAAAAAUGGAUUGAUAUUGUUUCGGAACUAAUUGAUAUAUUUUCUAGUGUCAAAAACUUUUUUGCUAAAAGUAGAUCAAAGAAAUUUGUUGGUAUUAUAAAAAGGACGAAAAAAUUUACCACGCCUAUUGAUUAUAAAGUAGAACAACUUUCUAAGUUAGUAGAGGGAGAAUCAUUUGUCAAUGAUUUACCAGUACUGGAAGAAAGAGUCAUCUUAUCUUCUACUACUGAGCUGAGAGGUUUAACAUACGAUCAGUGGUUUGAAUUGUUUAUGGAACUUUCUCUUGUAAUAACAAAACAUCAAAGCGUAGAAGAUGGGCUCAGUGUUAUCGAUACUGCUCAGGAAGUUAACGUAUUCUUUCAAGAUCCUAUUCGUGCCAAGAUAAUGAGAUUUGUAAAACUGGGAAUUCUUUUGGAGAAUAAAGACGAAUCGGAACUGACAGAGUCAUUGCGUGGUUUAUUAAAUCAAUUUCAAUUUAAUAGGAAAGUGUUACAAGUUUUCAUGUAUUCUUUGGCACAUGGUCAGGAUGCAUUGAACAUUUUAAGUUCAACAGUCCAGCAAAAGUUUUUUCUAAGACAAUUGAAAGCCUUCGAUAGCAUAAGAUAUGACACUCAUGUUACUGGACAGGCUUCAUUAACCAACAAAGAAGUUGAAAAUCCGGAGAGGAGGCCAUCUCCUUAUCUGUAUUAUAUCUAUGCUGUAUUGCUGUAUAGUAGCAGAGGUUUCUUAUCUGCCUUACAGUAUCUGUCAUUCUUGGAGAAAGAUAUGCCUGAUGAUCCGAUGGUUAAUUUAAUGAUGGGGCUAGCACAUAUGCACAGGUCAAUGCAGAGGUUGACUGCUAAUAGACAUUUCCAAUUAAUGCACGGGUUGCGCUACCUGAAGAAAUACUAUAGCAUAAGGCAAUCUAUGUAUACCAGAAUUGAAAGACAGGAAGCGGACUAUAACAUGGGUCGCGCUUACCACAUGAUUGGUCUUGUUUCAAAAGCUAUAGAAUACUACAAGAAGGUGCUGGACAGUUACGAGGACGGUGCUUUGAAGAAGCAUGCAGCUUAUAAUUCAAUGUUAAUAUACCAGGAAAGUGGUAACUUGGAGCUAGCAAAUAGUAUAAUGGAGAAGUACUUGUCCGUGUAA
Nakaseomyces glabratus is the source of this 3189-nucleotide messenger RNA. RefSeq names its product transcription factor TFIIIC subunit TFC4 (gene TFC4). Lineage: Eukaryota; Fungi; Ascomycota; Saccharomycetes; Saccharomycetales; Saccharomycetaceae. Gene Ontology annotation, cellular component: transcription factor TFIIIC complex. Gene Ontology annotation, molecular function: protein binding. The record is from RefSeq and is a predicted model, not a curated record. Gene Ontology annotation, biological process: transcription by RNA polymerase III.